Rotaria sp. Silwood2 is the source of this 1695-nucleotide messenger RNA. Lineage: Eukaryota; Metazoa; Rotifera; Eurotatoria; Philodinida; Philodinidae. The record is from the annotation of a GenBank genome assembly.
AUGUUACCCGAUGAAACUAUUUUAUCUGUAUGUCAAUAUCUUCGUGAAGCUGAUGUUCUCUAUUCAUUCUAUAAUCUUAAUACUCGUCUUAAUAUUACUAUAACAGGUUAUUGUCGUUAUGUUAAUUUAAUGGCUGUCUCAUAUAAACAAUUUGAAUAUGCUGUCUCUUAUGUUCUACCUCAAAUUGGUUCUUUUGUUCGAACUUUUGUACUCAAUGGUAAUUGGGAAACAAUCAUAAAUAAAAAAUUAUCUUCUAUUCUUUUUAUUUCACGUUUGUCUUUAUUAUUUCCACAACUUGAAAUAUUAUUAGUUAAAUGGUUUACUAGUGAGAGAUUCUUGUCAUUUAUUGAUAAUAUUCAAGAUUUUUCAAAACUCAUCGAAUUGGAUAUUCGAUUUCUUAGAGGAAAUGCAAUAGAUUCACUUCUAACAAAAGUUCUUUCUGCGAAUAAUAGUCGACUUACAAUAGUAUCAAUUGAUCAAGAUUCAAUUGAUUUAGGUAUAUCGGAUGAUAUUAACAUGAUAUCUUAUCCAAAUAUUCAAGAGCUUACCAUAAAUCUAACAUUAUGUAAAUUGAUUCCAUGUCUCUUUGUACUCGUGCCGAAUGUAAGGCGUUUAUAUUUAAAUAUAGACGAAUUGUCAAAUGGUUCAAAAUCAAAACAAACAAAUAAUAGUCUACCAUGUCUUGUUCAUCUGAUCACUUUUCAAUUACGUUCAAUCAAUUUUUUUUGGACGUUCGAUGAAAUAGCUCAUCUACUCAAUUCAAUGCCUUCCUUGCAACAGCUUGCACUUGAUCUGCGUACAGAUGACAAACGUCUAGUCAAUGAACAGGAUUUUAUGGCAAUUCUACCUUCAUCGAUUGUUAAAAUUGAUUUUUUCAUUCGUUAUUACUUUUCUAAGUCAAACCGAGAUGCUGAAAUAGCAACUAAUUUCUCAUCAACUCGUAUUCCUAUCGCUUGUUUGUUAGAUGAACCACGACAUCGCUUUCUAAUUCAUACUAUUCCAUAUGAUGUACAUUCAGCUAUUUUAACGGCAACAGUAAGUAAACAAAUGCCAUCCGGUUGGAAAUAUAUGCAACGAAUCAAAGAUUUAUACAUCUAUGAUAUAACAUCUAUACUUGAGAUACUUCUCAUAUUACAGCAUUUUCGUCGACUUCGAACACUUACUAUUGAUGCAAAAGAUAAGUCACAAAUUUUAACUUUGCCAAAAGAAUCACAAUCAAUCAAUCUAGAAUUACCUUUUCUCAAACAGAUUGAAACAUCUGGAAUAUUUGAAUUAUUUCCUUUGCUCAAUGCUGCACCAAAUGUUGACUAUUUGAUCGUUUAUUUUGAUUGUCUUAACACAUUAUUCGACGAUGAAUCUACAUGUCGCCUAUUACAAACUCGAAUUAUUCGUCUUAAUAUUAUGGAUUGGAUCGAUGUCAAGUCUGAUCUAUUACAACGUAUAUCAAAAAUAUUUAGCUCUCUUCGUCAUCUUGUCAUAACUUUAAAAGAUUCAACAGUUGUUAUUGAUGAGUUUGUAUUGAAAAUUAUUUCUCUUUGGAAAGAAAAAACACGUCUUUCAGUCGAUGUUACAGGUUCAUUGCCAGAAGAAAUACGAAAAAAUCUUCGACAAUGGAUUAUUGAUCAUUCUCAUAUAAAGACAGAAGACUCGUUUACAGUUGAAUACAAUGAAAAUUGGUUUGAUCUAUGGUUUUAA